AAGGACAUUUUUGGGCCAAAAAUUCUCGACAGAUUUACACAAGUGUGAUCUCUCUCUUUGUUCAUUUUAGUUUUUGAAGAGAAAGUGCAUUCAGAUCCGGGCAUGUGUCGGUUCCAGGUGUCGGAGUCCCUUGUCCACGGAACGCCACCCGUCCUUUGAUUGAUGCAAAGGAACACGACGAUUAGUUGGCAGUACAAUUGAUGAAGAAGAGGUGAGGGCAACCAUGUCAGCUUCUCAAGCGCUAGGGGGGACAUCCCGCUGUGGCUGGGUACUGGGUCCGUCAUUUGAUAAGAUCAUCAAGAACGUCGCCUGGAGGAAACACUCGCAGCUCGUCGCCGCUUGCAAGUCUGCUCUCGACAAGCUUGAUUCUGUCGUUGACGACCCUGUCGAUCCGGCUUCCUGCACCCCUCUCUAUGGCCUCUCUCCUUCCGAUGCCGAUUUCGUCUUGCAACCUCUCAUCAUGGCUCUCGACUCUGCCUCUCCCAAAGUUGUUGAACCUGCACUCGAUUGCUCCUUCAGGCUGUUCUCCUUGGGCUUGAUCCGCUGCGAGAUCGACACCCCCGUCCCUACACCUACCCCUAGUCCCCGCUCCCACAUUUUCCACCUUAUAGAUUCCGUCUCUAAGUGUGGGGCUCUUGGGGAUGAAGCAAUCGAGCUUGCUCUUCUCAGGGUCUUGCUCUCUGCUGUUCGAUCUCCCUACGUGCUUGUCAGAGGUGAUUGCCUUGUCCACAUUGUUAGGUCCUGUUACAAUGUCUAUCUCGGGGGCUUGAAUGGCACCAAUCAGAUCUGCGCCAAGUCCGUUCUUGCUCAGAUGAUGAUUAUUGUUUUCACCAGAGUGGAGGAGAAUUCCGUGAUGGUGGACUUCAAGACCGUCUCUGUAGCUGAACUCUUGGAGUUCACCGAUAGGAAUUUGAACGAGGGUAGCUCUAUACAGUUCGCCCAGAACUUCGUUUCUUAAUGUUAUCAAGCAAUUUUUGUGCUUGUCGUUGUUGAAGAACAGUGCACUGUCUGUGAUGACGAUCUUUCAACUUCUUUGUUCAAUAUUCAAGAACUUAUUAUCAAAAUAUAGAUCUGGGUUGAAAUCAGAAAUUGGAAUCUUCUUUCCCAUGCUCAUCUUACGUGUGCUGGAGAAUGUGCUUCAGCCUAGUUUCUUGCAGAAGAUGACCGUUUUGGGUUUGCUGGAGGAGAUAUCUAAGGAUCCUCAGAUUAUCAUUGAUGUAUUUGUCAACUAUGAUUGUGAUGUCGAUGCUCCUAACAUAUUUGAAAGGACUGUUAAUGGUCUUCUUAAAACAGCACUUGGUCCGCCUCCUGGUUCCACUACUACGCUGUCCCCAGUCCAAGACAUUACGUUUCGUUCUGAAUCUGUGAAAUGCUUGGUCACAAUUAUAAAGUCAGUGGGGAUGUGGAUGGACCAGCAACUGAAGGUAGGGGAUUCCAAUCUAGAUAAGGUAUCUGAUCAUGAAGUGUCAGAAGCUGCUAUCAGUGUCGGUGAGGAAGGUAAUAUAGACUAUGAGUUGCAUCCGGAAGCAAAUUCUGAAUUUUCUGGUGCUGCUGCCUUGGAGCAACGCCGUGCUCAUAAAUUAGAAAUACAGAAAGGUGUUUCCUUGUUCAACAGAAAGCCUUCAAAGGGGAUUGAUUUCUUAAUGAGCACCAAAAAGAUUGGCAAUUCCCCAGAAGAUGUAGCCUCUUUUCUGAAAAAUACAACCGGGUUGAAUCCAACCAUCAUUGGUGAUUAUUUGGGUGAAAGGGAGGAGUUCCCUCUGAAAGUUAUGCAUGCAUAUGUCGAUUCUUUUAAUUUUGAAGGUAUGGACUUUGGUGAAUCAAUCAGAUAUUUCCUCCGAGGGUUCAGAUUACCUGGUGAAGCUCAGAAGAUUGACCGUAUAAUGGAGAAGUUUGCGGAGCGCUAUUGUAAAUGCAAUCCCAACUCUUUUACCAGUGCAGAUACAGCUUACGUGCUUGCUUACUCUGUGAUAAUGCUCAAUACAGAUGCACAUAAUAGCAUGGUGAAAGAUAAGAUGACAAAAGCUGAUUUUAUCCGGAACAAUCGAGGGAUUGAUGACGGAAAGGAUUUACCUGAAGAUUAUUUGGGAGCACUUUAUGACCAAAUUGUCAAAAAUGAGAUAAAGAUGAAAGCAGAUUCUUCCGUGCCGCAAAACAAGCAGGGGAACAGUCUUAAUAAGCUGCUGGGCUUGGAUGGUAUACUGAAUCUAGUAUGGAAGCAGAGAGAGGAAAAACCACUUGGUGCAAAUGGAGUUCUCGUGAGGCAUAUUCAAGAGCAGUUUAAAGCAAAAUCUGGAAAAUCUGAGUCUAUCUAUUAUGUCAUUGCAGAUCCAGCUAUAUUGAGAUUUAUGGUAGAAGUCUGCUGGGGUCCCAUGCUUGCUGCUUUCAGUGUCACGCUAGACCAGAGUGAUGAUAAGAAUUCCACUUCCCAGUGCUUGCUAGGGUUCAGGCAUGCUGUGCACAUUACAGCUGUGAUGGGUAUGCAGACACAGAGAGAUGCUUUUGUCACCUCUAUGGCAAAGUUCACUAAUCUUCACUGUGUUGCUGAUAUGAAACAAAAAAAUGUUGAUACAAUGAAAACAAUAAUGUCGAUUGCCAUUGAAGAUGGGAAUCAUCUUCAUGAAGCAUGGGAGCAUAUAUUGACGUGUCUAUCUCGAUUUGAGCAUCUGCAGUUGCUGGGAGAGGGCGCUCCUUCUGAUUCCUCCUUUUUUACUACCUUGAGCUCUGAAUCUGAGGAGAAGACAUUGAAGUCAGCUGGAUUUCCAUCACUGAAGAAAAAAGGGACGCUCCAGAAUCCAACCGUUGCUGCUGUUGUUAGAGGGGGUUCAUAUGAUAGCGCAACCGUUGGAGCUAACUCUCCAGGAUUGGUGACUCCAGAACAGAUAAAUAAUUUCAUUUCAAACUUGAACUUACUUGAUCAGAUUGGUAACUUUGAACUAAAUCACAUAUUUGCUCAUAGCCAAAGACUGAACAGUGAAGCAAUAGUAGCUUUUGUCAAGGCCCUUUGCAAAGUUUCGAUGUCAGAACUACAGUCUCCAACAGAUCCCCGUGUAUUCAGCCUUACAAAAAUUGUUGAAGUUGCGCACUAUAACAUGAACCGUAUCAGAUUAGUGUGGUCUCACAUAUGGAGUGUUCUUUCAGAGUUCUUUGUGGCUGUUGGUUUGUCAGAAAAUCUUUCAGUUGCAAUUUUUGUUAUGGACUCGUUGCGACAACUUGCUAUGAAGUUUUUAGAACGAGAGGAACUGGCAAACUACAACUUUCAGAAUGAGUUUUUGAGACCAUUUGUUAUUGUUAUGCAGAAAAGUAAUUCUGCUGAAAUCAGGGAGUUGAUAGUUCGAUGUAUUUCUCAAAUGGUUCUGAGUCGUGUCAAUAAUGUAAAAUCCGGGUGGAAGAGUGUUUUUAUGGUUUUUACAGCUGCUGCUGCAGAUGAAAGGAAGAAUAUUGUGUUGCUGGCCUUUGAAACCAUGGAAAAGAUCGUACGGGAAUAUUUUCGUUACAUCACUGAGACUGAAACAUUAACUUUUACGGAUUGUGUUAGAUGCCUGAUCACCUUCACAAACAGCAGAUUCAACAGUGAUGUUAGUCUCAACGCCAUUGCUUUUCUUCGUUUCUGCGCUGUCAAACUUGCAGAAGGGGGCCUUGUCAGCAACGAGAAAAACAAAAAUAAUGAUUCAUCUAUUCCAGUGGCCGAUAAAGAAGCUUCAGAUGGGCUAAUCUUCACAGAUAAGGAUGACUAUAUGUCUUUCUGGGAGCCUCUGCUUAUGGGGUUAUCAAGACUGACUUCAGAUCCUCGAUCAGCUAUUAGGAAGAGCGCGUUGGAAGUUCUGUUCAACAUCUUGAAGGACCACGGUCAUCUCUUCCCACGCCUUUUCUGGAUUAAUGUCUUCAAGUCUGUAAUCUACCCAAUAUUCAGUCCAGUAAAUGAUAGCACAGACGCUCAAGUGAAGUAUGACCAGUCUUCAUUCACAUCUGGAUAUAUACCACCAGAUGGAUGCUUAUGGGACUCUGAAACUUCUGUGGUGGCAGCUCAAUGUUUGGUGGAUUUAUUUGUUAAUUUCUUUGAUAUUGUGAGGUCAGAAUUUCCUAGUGUCGUCUCUAUAAUGGUUGGAUUUAUAAAAGGUUCUGGCAAGGAUCCUGCAGCCACUGGGGUAGCUUCUGUAAUGCGGUUGGCAGGUGAUUUGAGAGGCAAAUUCUUUGAAGAGGAUUGGAAGGUUAUCUUUCUAGCUCUGAAAGAAGCUUCAUCUUCCACUCUACCCAAUUUUCUGAAGCUUUUGAGAACAAUGGACAACAUUGAGAUAUCUACAAGUCAGUCUGAAAAUGAUAUGGAAACAUCUUCUGGGGCUGGAUUGGUAAAUGAUGAAUCGGAGGAUGACAACCUGCAUACUGCGGGAUAUGUUGUUUCAAGGAUGAAGGAUCAUAUAGCAGCUCAGUUGCGCAUCAUACAGGUGUCGUCUGAUCUCUACAAGAUGUGUCGGCAAUUAGUAUCAGCUGAUACUGUCAAUGUCCUCCUUGGAAUCUAUUCAGCUGUCACAUCUCAUGCGCAGCAAUUGAAAUCUGAGAAAGUUGUACAAGUGAAGCUGCAAAAAGCGUGUUCUAUCCUUGAGGUGCCAGAACCUCCGCUGGUAUUUUUUGAAAAUGAGUCCUAUCAGAAUUACCUCAAUUUCUUGCAUGGGCUGCUUGUGAACAAUUCGUCAUUUGUCGAAGAUAAGAGUAUAGAACCAGAAUUUGUGGGUGUAUGUGAAGAAAUUCUACGCAUAUACUUGGACUGUGCUGGGUUGAACUCCAUCAAGAGGAAACCAGAUGACAAGGCAAUAUACCAGUGGAAUCUUCCCUUGGGUUCAUCUAAGAAGGAAGAACUGGUAGCAAGGACUCCUUUGGUUCUGUCAGUACUACGAAUUCUCUGCAGUUGGCAAACAGAUUCUUUUAGGAAGUACAUUUCUCAGUUGUUCCCAUUAAUGAUAGAUCUUGUUCGGAGUGAACAUAGCUCAGCAGAGGUUCAGCGUGAACUAAGCCAUUUUUUCCAGUCCUGUAUCGGCCCCAUUAUUAUGAAAUAGUGACCUAUACCAUUUACUGAACUAUUCUUCGGUCAGAAUUUAAAAUCUGGUAGGCAUAAAUCUUUCUAUUUGGAGGCUUUAUUUUUCAGGUUA
Molecule: messenger RNA, 5147 nt
Organism: Capsicum annuum
Lineage: Eukaryota; Viridiplantae; Streptophyta; Magnoliopsida; Solanales; Solanaceae
Product: brefeldin A-inhibited guanine nucleotide-exchange protein 1
Biological process (GO): regulation of ARF protein signal transduction
Cellular component (GO): trans-Golgi network
Molecular function (GO): guanyl-nucleotide exchange factor activity
Source: RefSeq, a predicted model, not a curated record